AUGAGGAUUAGAAGGCGUGACUCUGAGCUGUGGAUGCAUCAUAGAUUGCUUCCUCAGGAGCUAAGGGAAAGGGUUAGGCGUUAUGAUCAAUACAAAUGGCUAGAAACAAAAGGAGUAGAUGAAGAGAGCCUCGUUCAGAGUCUACCUAAAGACCUUAGAAGGGACAUCAAGCGGCAUCUUUGUUUAAAUUUGGUCAGAAGAGUUCCUUUAUUUGCAAAUUCAGAUGAAAUGUUGCUUGAUGCCAUUUGCGAGCGACUAAAACCAAGUUUAUACACCGAAAAUACAUUCGUACUUCUAGAAGGCGACCCAGUGGACGAGAUGCUUUUCAUUAUUCGCGGCCGCCUGGAAAGUAUAACCACUGACGGGGGGAGGAGUGGAUUUUUCAACCGAGGUAUAUUGAAAGAAAACGAUUUCUGUGGGGAGGAGCUUCUGACAUGGGCAUUGGAUCCUAAAUCUGGAUCCAACUUGCCACCAUCUACUCGGACAGUCAAGGCUUUGACAGAGGUGGAGGCUUUUGCCUUGGAAGCGGAUGAAUUGAAAUUCAUCACCACUCAAUUUAGUCGGCUUCAUUCUAGGCAGGUCCAGCACACUUUCCGGUUUUACUCGCAGCAGUGGAGGACAUGGGCUGCCUGCUACGUCCAAGCUGCAUGGCGUCGCUAUUCCAGGAGAAAAAGCAGAGAGCUUCGUCAAAAUGAAGAAGAAGAAGAAGAUGAUGAUGAUGAUCUGGGAGAUAAGGAUGAUGAAGAAGAAUUAACAAGAGAUCCUCAGUCAUCUAGCUUUGGUGCAACCAUACUGGCAUCACGGUUUGCAGCAAAUGCUCUUCGUGGAGUUCGUAGGUUCCGUAGCCUAAAAUCUGGCAAGGCCUCGGCGAAACUACAAAAGCCUCACGAGCCCGACUUUACCCAGUAG
Molecule: messenger RNA, 909 nt
Organism: Thlaspi arvense
Lineage: Eukaryota; Viridiplantae; Streptophyta; Magnoliopsida; Brassicales; Brassicaceae
Source: the annotation of a GenBank genome assembly